CCGGAAGUCUCCCGCAGGUCUUCCAGGCUCCGUGCUGCGGGCGGUUCGCGGAUCUAUCCAGCCUCCUGGUGGAACCAUGUCUCCUGCAGCUGGGGGUGUGCCUGGAACACUUUGCCGCCCAAGAGGAGUUGCUGUCUGAAUUCUCCAUGAAUUUUGGCAAAAAGGAAUGCUAGAGCUGCGGGCUGAAAAUGUAUCCAACCUAGAGGAAGAUGUAGGCGGGAGAGCUUGCAUCCCCUUGUGAGAAUCGCUGCUCUUUGAGAUGUCCCAAAAGCAGACUGCAGUGUUCAUCUUGAAAGAGAGCUCAUAACCAUCUCUGGGGCCACACUGAGAAACAGUUUGGCUCUGUGUCUCCCAGGAUGGACUUCUUGGUUCUCUUCUUGUGGUACCUGGCUUUUAUACUGGUUACUGUAAUUCUGAUCUGCAUCUGCUCAAAAACCCCUCGUUUGAAAGGCCUGGCCCAGGAAGGAGCACAGUGCUGGGACUGCAAGCGAAUGCUACCAUACCUGGCCAACAACCACAUCUUCAUCGUGCUGCACCUGGUCUUGCAAGGGACAGUUUAUGUGGAAUACACCUGGGAAAUCCUUGGCUACUGUCAAGACCUGGAGUUUUCUUUGUCUUACCUUCUUCUGCCCUAUCUCUUGCUGAUUGUCAACCUGGUUUUCUUCACCCUGACUUGUGUAACCAAUCCUGGCACCAUCACAAAAGCAGAUGAAUUACUGUUUCUUCAAGUUUAUGAAUUUGAUAAUGUGAUGUUUCCCCAGAAUGCGAGGUGCUCUACCUGUGACUUACGGAAGCCAGCUCGGUCCAAGCACUGCAGUGUGUGCGACAGGUGUGUGCACCGCUUUGACCAUCACUGUGUCUGGGUGAAUAACUGCAUUGGCGCCUGGAACACCAGGUACUUCCUCACCUACCUCUCGACGCUGACGGUGUCUACUGCCACCAUAGCUGCCGUGAGUGCUGCAUUUCUGGUCCACCUGGUGAUGGUGUCCGAUCUGUACCAAGAAAUGUACCUUGAUGACCUUGGACGCCUCCAGGAGAUGGACUUUGUCUUGAUUAUUCAGUACCUGUUCCUGAGCUUUCCAAGGAUCGUUUUCUUGCUGGGCUUCGUCCUGGUGCUGAGCUUCCUCCUAGGGGGCUAUUUGUGCUUUGUGAUAUACUUGGCUGCCACCAAUCAGACCACCAAUGAGUGGUACAGAGGUGACUGGACCUGGUGUCAACACUGCCCUCUUGUGGCCAGAUCCCAAUCAGCAGAUCCCAAAGUCUAUAGGAACAUUCACUCCCGAGGGCUUUGGAGCAACCUUGGAGAGAUCUUUCUACCUGCCCUCCCCUAUUACCAGAAAAAGAAGAAAUAGAAUGGAGAGAUUGUUACUACUGUUUAAAUACAGUAUAUAUCCAUUGUUUCGGA
Molecule: messenger RNA, 1405 nt
Organism: Dipodomys ordii (Ord's kangaroo rat)
Lineage: Eukaryota; Metazoa; Chordata; Mammalia; Rodentia; Heteromyidae
Gene: Zdhhc4
Product: zinc finger, DHHC-type containing 4
Exons: 9
Coding region: 357-1352 (331 amino acids)
Biological process (GO): peptidyl-L-cysteine S-palmitoylation; protein targeting to membrane
Cellular component (GO): Golgi apparatus; endoplasmic reticulum
Molecular function (GO): protein-cysteine S-palmitoyltransferase activity
Source: RefSeq, a predicted model, not a curated record